CACACAGAGGGGGAAGCCCGCAGCUGCGUGGGAGGAGGGGUGGUCUGAGGGACAUGGGAUGCCGGGAAUUAGACUGGUUUGCAGGUCGGCGCAUGGACAUUUUCCCAGGAACGGACAGAGACGGCGAAGUUUGACGGUCUGGAAAGGGAUCAGUGGGGCUGACUGCUUGGGAGCACCACGUAUCCGGACAGCGCCUCUCGGGGGUUCCAAGGAGAGAACCGCGAUCUGUUUCAGCACCGGGGCUCAGGACAGUUCCCAGCGGGCUCCGUUUCGGCGCCAGAAUCCUGGACAGCUCCCCCAGCUUGGAAUGUACUCUCCCCACCUCCACCCAGAGCUCCCCACAACUGACCCUGCCUUCUUCUGCAAGCUCCGUUUCAUUAAGGGAAAUGAUCCUUAUUGCCUCACCACUGCCCACGUGAAGUCUGUGUUGACAUUCUCAUAGACCUAGGAUAUUGUGUCUGCAGCACAUAGUCCAGUUAUUUUCAUGUUAUCUACUGACAGGUCUAUUUGUCUCCCUGUUACACCGUGAGCUCCGUGAGGACAGAAACAAUGUUUGUAUUUUCACUGCUGUGUCCCCAGUGCCUGGUCCAGGGCCCGGCACACAGCAGGCGUACAAUAAGCAUGUGUUGAAUCAAUAAAGGCAUCAAAGAAUAAACCAAUACAUCCAUCAAUAAA
Molecule: messenger RNA, 675 nt
Organism: Chlorocebus sabaeus (green monkey)
Lineage: Eukaryota; Metazoa; Chordata; Mammalia; Primates; Cercopithecidae
Source: RefSeq, a predicted model, not a curated record